AGCAUGAGUCUUCUCCAUCAGCACAACAAAAUUUAUUCAGUGUAUUUCAGCUGCUACAAAUCAACACCACAAAAUGAGUGUACAAAUUUUGGACGGUGCCACCAUUCUUAGCUUCGUGGAAGACAAAGAAGCGUUUAGCGAAUUUAUCGCAGAGCGCUUCAGCAACCUCGAUAAAGACCGUGAUGGCAUGCUUUCUUAUCCGGAAAUGCUGAAGGAGCUGCAGGGGCUAAGGGUCUUCGAUACACAUUUUGGUAUCGACGUGAAAACGGAUCCAAAUGAGGUUUCUCGAGUUUAUAGCUCAAUCUUUCUUCAGUUCGAUCGCGACUCAAAUGGGACGGUGGAUAUGGAGGAAUUUAAACAGGAGACGAAAGAGAUGAUGGUGGCAAUGGCUAAUGGAUUAGGGUUCUUGCCCGUUCAAAUGAUACUUGAAGAGAACAGUUUCUUGAAGAAAGCUGUUGAUAGGGAAUCGGUGAUCAUUAGUACUUCACAUGUUGCUGCUUAAACUAUUUAGUAAUAAUUGCUAAAAAUCUUAUAUUUUGUCGUAUCAAUUUUCUGUACACAUGGUUUAUGCAAUAUCAAUAGAAAUUUGAGCUGUAACAUUUUUUGAAUAAAUUUAACAUUAUGAAUUACUAUUAAAUAUGAGUUUUAUUUCA
This is a messenger RNA of Lycium barbarum (goji berry), 653 nucleotides long. RefSeq lists its product as uncharacterized. Bases 74 to 502 code for a protein of 142 amino acids. The record is from RefSeq and is a predicted model, not a curated record. The transcript has 2 exons. Lineage: Eukaryota; Viridiplantae; Streptophyta; Magnoliopsida; Solanales; Solanaceae. Gene Ontology annotation, molecular function: calcium ion binding.